Molecule: messenger RNA, 1884 nt
Organism: Penicillium manginii
Lineage: Eukaryota; Fungi; Ascomycota; Eurotiomycetes; Eurotiales; Aspergillaceae
Product: S9 family peptidase
Exons: 4
Coding region: 1-1884 (627 amino acids)
Biological process (GO): proteolysis
Molecular function (GO): serine-type peptidase activity
Source: RefSeq, a predicted model, not a curated record
AUGAGCUCGCAGUCUCAAGUCGCGCCUUAUGGCACCUGGAGCAGCCCUAUAUCAGUUGAUCUGGUCUCAGGAAGUACUGUGUCAUUCUCCGAGCUCCACGCUAACCCUCAAACGGGUGCAAUCUAUCUUGUGGAAGGCAGACCGACUGAGAAAGGAAGAUGCGUCAUCAUAGAACAACGGGGUACAGAAUCGAUUGAUCUCUUACCAUCAGAGUACACUGCUCGCAGCAAGGUGCACGAAUACGGUGGCGGUUCCUGCGCUGUCAGCCCAGAUGGAAGUUUGAUUUUUACAGAUGCCAACACUAGUGGUGUUUUCCGUCUCAAAACAGCAAACGAUGUCCAGCCGAUCAUCAGCGCUUCGGAACAGUCUCGAUACGCUGAUUUCGACAUUCAUCCUCUCCGGACAAACCUAAUUCUUGCUGUUCAGGAAAUUCAUUCCGGAAAUAUUGUAGUAAAUACGGUUGUACUAAUUGAUUCGGAUGACAAGAGUGUUACGAAUGUUUGUCAAGGAGCGGAUUUCUAUUCGGCACCAAGGUUCAACCAUGACGGGACAAGAAUUUGCUGGAUCCAGUGGAGUCAUCCUGAUAUGCCAUGGACUGGAAGCGAACUUCACAUUGCAGAUUGGAAUUCUUCAGGACCAACGAAUGCAAAGCGCAUUGCCGGUAAAGCUGCUGUGGAAGGUGUCGGGCAACCAAAAUGGCACGAAGAUGGAACAUUAUUUUUCACCAGCGACCUUACUGGAUUUGCCCAAUUGUAUCGUUUAAAAUUUCCAUCUUUGGAAAUACUUCCAGUUAUCUUACCGGGAUGGGAAGAAGCAGAUAUUGCUUGCAAACGGGUAUUCUCAGCGCUUGGAAACAACUCCUACAUUUUCCUGACGGCAACUCAGCUAGUAAUUACUUCCACCAAGCUCGCUACGGAUUCGCUGCUGCUUAUAGAUCUUCAAACUUCGAAAGUGCUGGAGCUUUCGCUCGGUCUCGUCGAUAUUCCCUUGAACUCAAUUCGCAAGAUAUCAAACACCAAGUUCGUCGUUAUUGGGAGUACAAUGACGUCUCCUUCGGCGCUCUACCUCGUUGAUAUAUCGAAACCCUCCGAAAAAUUGCGUCUAAAAUCUUCCACCGCUCUUUCAUUCUCACCCUCGAUAUACUCCAUUGCCAAACCCAUUACGUUCCCUCGAACACAGGGGAAAGACACAGGCGUUUCCAUUCACGGUGGGCCAACGAGUCACGAUGCGCCAGGUUUGAACCUCGAAACCCAAUACUGGACGUCCCGAGGCUACGCCUAUGUCCAUGUCAAUUACGUUGGCAGCACUGGAUAUGGACGCAAAUACCGGGAGGCCCUCAAUUAUUCCUGGGGUGUCAAAGACGUAGAUGAUUGCGCAUCCUGCGUUGCUUAUCUUGCGGAACAGGGUCUUGUUGAUAGUACCAAGGCCGGUAUCGUGGGGGCAAGUGCAGGCGGAUAUACCGUACUUCAAUCACUAAUUAGUUUCCCGAAAUUGUGGGCCGGGGGUAAUAGCAAGUUUGGGGUCGGAAACUUGGAUUCAAUGGCGAUGAUGACCCACAAGUUUGAAUCGCACUAUCUCUUUGCUCUACUUUUCCCAGGAGAUACGUCUGAGAAAGAGAAGCAAAAGAUCUACUGGGAGAGAAGUCCUGUCUUCCAUGCAGAGAAAAUUGAAAGUUCGUUGUUGAUAUUGCAGGGAGAUGAAGAUAGGGUGGUGCCUCUUGAUCAAGCUGAGGAGAUGACGCGAGUAUUGAAAAGCAGUGGAAAGGAUGUAAAGCUUGUUGUGUUUCAAGGAGAAGGACAUGGGUUCCGGAUGCAGGAGAAUGUGAAGACUGCCAUUUUGGAGGAGGAGAAACUAUGGCGGAGGACUUUGCUGACGCUGGAGUGA